AAUUGUAUGGAAUAUGCCGCUGAUGGUGGAAAUGAGAACAUAGCAUACUAUUUGCUAAGCCAUCCCGACUGGAAACAAAUAAUGUCAUCAAGCUCGUGGGAUGAGUAUCAUAAGGACAGAUCAACCCCGAUGAAGAAACUCAUAGAGAAAAUGCCAGAUGUAGCGCAAGCUGUCAUGGACAAGUGUAUUGAAGUCUCUCCAUAUGCUGACCGUAAAGAUGAAGAAUUCUGGAUUGAAUUUUACUACGAAUUCUUGGAGGACUCGUUCUCACUCUGGGAAAAUAACAAUAAAAACAUCCCCAACACCAACAACAAUAAUGACAGCCUACAGGAUGAAACGCCACUGACCGAAACACAAUCCACACCUACCAACGAUGAGACAGACACCCUGCAAGAAGGUGAAACACAGGAAGAAGACGGCGAAACACAGCACAGUGAAUCGGAGCAUGGCACCAACCAAAUCGCUGACGAAACACAAGCUGAUGGUGACGACGCCGCUCUGGAGAAUGAGACGUCAUUCACCGACCAGCCGGAUGACAGUGGUAAGAUCAACGGCGGAUUCAAGGUUGACGAAGGCGACAUCGAAGCUCAAAAGCCAGAGGGCAUAGCCAGCUACAAAGAGUUACAGGAUGAACAAGAAGAAGUUCUGAUAGUGACGGCGUACGACGAUGACGGUCGUUUGAGAGCCAAAAUGAGACCUUAUUCAAGUAGCCCUGCAAGGAUGGUGAAAAGUCAUCCCCUGAUUGCCAUGGUUAAAUCAGAGCGGACCGACCUCCUCACCCAUCCCCUAGUCGUCAGCCUUCUGAACCAUAAAUGGUCAAACCUUGGUCGCUACGUCUUCUGGCCGUCACUCAUCAUCUACUUUAUCUUCCUGGUGAUGCUUACUGGUUACGUGACCGCGGUUGCACCGCAGUACUAUGCCGACGUUGCCAACGGGACGGAUCUCGAGUGGUUUGGUGAUGGCGAGCAGCGCUGGAUCGACGGUAUUCCGCAGGACACUCUGGUUGUUUUUGCGGUCAGUGGUCACUGGGUCAUACUAGUCUUGGCAGUAUUACAUCUCCUGUGUGAGCUUAUUCUUCUGGUGAUACAGAGACUGUCCUAUUUCCGGUUUCGGAAGCUUGUUGAAUGGUCCGUGUAUAUCUUGGCUAUUCUCUUCGUCAUACCUUUCGCUGGACAGACUGAAUAUCAACCAAGUAUAUCACUGCGUAUGGGAUGGCAGUGGCAGUGCGGUUCAGUAGCAGUAUGCCUUGCAUGGAUCAACUUCAUUAUGUUCCUAAGACGAUUUUCAUUCCUUGGUCUUUAUGUUCUCAUGUUCAUGGAUAUUCUUCGAAGCUUCCUAAAAUUCAUCUUGGUUCUGUUCUGUUUUCUGAUGGCCUUUGCCCUCGCUUUCUACAUGUUGCUCCUUAAUCAGCCGCCAUUCAACCGCAUUGAGCAAUCCCUAGUGAAGACCAUGGCCAUGAUGUUAGGUGACUUUGACUUCGUUGGGAUCUUCCACAGACAGAACUACCUGGGAACUGAGAAUACUGUGGAUGUUAACGAAGAUGACUUCUUCCUGACAUCCGUCUUCUACAAGGCCGUCACUUACGUCAUGUUUGCUGUCUUUGUUGCAGUGAUGUCGAUCAUUGUCGUCAAUCUUUUGAUUGGUUUAGCAGUCUAUGACGUACACGAGAUCAGACGGAAGGCCAAGUACCAUCGUCUUGCCAUGCGGGUGGAGACUAUCAUGGAGGUCCAGCAGUAUCUUCCGGUCUGUAUCUGGAGGCGGGUGAUGCGAUCCAAGAAGCGGUAUUACCCUAACAACGGAUGCUGCCCGAGGGUAAGGCGUGGGUGCAGAGUGAUGACGGGGGACAGGAGGGUAGUCAAAGAAGCCAUCUUGGUCUCCGAGAGGACUGCUGCAGAGGGAGGUCACUUAAAGGAGCGCCUUUCCAAUGAUGACUUUUACAUUCACAUGAAGCAGCGACUGGAAUCUAUCGAUGGCAAGAUGAUAACGAGCGGCCAUUUGGGUAGCGAACACCCGAAGAGAGACGACGAGAUCCGAAGUAUUCGCGAUCGUUUCGAUCGGAUGGAGAGGAAGAUCGAUGCGCUCAUCAACCGUAAAAAGCUGAAACAUGAGGACGAUAUGACACGAGACCCUUCCAAAUAA
Lytechinus variegatus (green sea urchin) is the source of this 2139-nucleotide messenger RNA. RefSeq names its product transient receptor potential cation channel subfamily A member 1 homolog. Gene Ontology annotation, molecular function: monoatomic ion channel activity. Gene Ontology annotation, biological process: transmembrane transport; monoatomic ion transport. Gene Ontology annotation, cellular component: membrane. The record is from RefSeq and is a predicted model, not a curated record. Bases 7 to 2139 code for a protein of 710 amino acids. Lineage: Eukaryota; Metazoa; Echinodermata; Echinoidea; Temnopleuroida; Toxopneustidae. The transcript is spliced from 12 exons.